This is a messenger RNA of Vitis riparia (riverbank grape), 2076 nucleotides long. RefSeq names its product transcription termination factor MTERF4, chloroplastic. Bases 109 to 1701 code for a protein of 530 amino acids. The record is from RefSeq and is a predicted model, not a curated record. NCBI's taxonomy places the organism in Eukaryota, Viridiplantae, Streptophyta, Magnoliopsida, Vitales, Vitaceae. Gene Ontology annotation, biological process: regulation of DNA-templated transcription. The transcript is spliced from 3 exons. Gene Ontology annotation, molecular function: double-stranded DNA binding.
GCUGAAGGCUGAAGGCUGAAGGCUGAAGCCCGACCUUCAUCUCCGGUUCUACAGUCCGAUUCACCUCCGGCGAAACCCACAAACGGAACAGUGUCAAUUUUGGGGCUCAUGAUACAGACCAUUAUGAACAUGAAGAUAAGAAGUUAUGGCUGCAUUACAAAACCGAGUCUUUUGCUUGUACAUCCAGAGUUACCUUGUAGACCCCAGUUAAUUUUUGCAUCGAGUCUUGGGUUCUCGAGUAACCGUGAGAAGAGAAUUGGACACGUUACGAGAUUACAGUACUCUGUUGCAGAUAAAACAUUUGUGUCUAGUUCUACCAAUUCACCUUUAUCCAAGGUGGACGCCACCCAUUUGGAACAGAGGCAAGGAGGUUCCUCAUCCUUAUAUAGCCGCCCUAGUUUAUUACAGAUGAAGAAUCAACGAAUAGAAAAUCGUGCCCGGGUUUAUGAGUUCUUGAAGGGGAUUGGUAUUGUUCCUGAUGAGCUUGAUGGACUGGAGCUUCCUGUAACAGUUGAGGUCAUGAAGGAGCGGGUAGAUUUCCUUCAUAAAUUAGGGCUUACAAUUGAAGACAUUAACAACUACCCUCUUGUUCUUGGCUGUAGUGUGAAGAAAAACAUGAUUCCCGUGCUUGAUUAUCUCGGCAAAUUGGGUGUUAGGAAAUCCACUUUCACUGAGUUCUUGCGAAGAUAUCCACAAGUCCUCCAUGCCAGUGUUGUGGUAGACCUUGCACCUGUGGUAAAGAACCUGCAAGGGAUGGAUAUCAAGCCAAAUGAUAUUCCUCGGGUUCUUGAGAAGUAUCCAGAAGUAUUGGGAUUCAAACUUGAGGGAACUAUGAGCACAUCUGUGGCUUAUUUGGUUGGAAUUGGGGUGGCAAGAAGAGAAAUUGGAGGGGUUUUAACUAGAUACCCAGAGAUAUUGGGUAUGAGAGUAGGUCGUGUGAUCAAACCUUUUGUGGAGUAUCUUGAAAGUUUGGGGAUUCCAAGAUUAGCUGUGGCUAGAUUAAUAGAGAAGCGGCCUCACAUCCUUGGAUUUGGAUUGGAGGAAAGGGUGAAAGCUAAUGUCAAAUCCCUUCUAGAAUUUGAUGUGAGAAAAACAUCACUUGCUUCCAUGAUAGCACAAUAUCCUGAGAUCAUAGGAAUUGACCUGGAGCCAAAGCUUCUUAGUCAACGGAGCCUUCUCAAUUCAGCUCUUGAUUUGGGUCCUGAGGAUUUCCCAAUGGUUGUUGAAAAGAUGCCACAGGUUGUUAGCCUUGGUAAAACACCUAUGUUGAAGCAUGUGGAUUUCCUCAAGGAUUGUGGAUUCUCCUUGCAACAAGUGAGAAAGAUGGUUGUAGGAUGCCCCCAAUUGCUUGCUUUGAACCUUGACAUCAUGAAAUUUAGCUUUGAUUUCUUCCAGAAGGAGAUGGAGAGGCCUCUAGAUGACUUGGUUGCUUUCCCUGCUUUCUUCACUUAUGGUCUGGAGUCUACCAUAAGACCGAGACAUCAGAUGGUUGCAAAGAAAGGGUUGAAAUGUUCUCUUUCAUGGCUUCUCAUUUGCUCUGAUGAGAAGUUCGAGGAACGGAUGAACUAUGACUCUAUUGAGUUGGAGGAGAUGGAAAUGGUGUCAUCAUUUGACAUGAACACAUUGAUGGAACCAAGGAGCGAUGAGUCUGAUGAGUCUGCUUCUGACUACGAGGAGGAUAGUGAUGAUGAAUAUGCAUAGAAGGAUGAUUCAACUUAGUUAAUGGUCUGCUAUAGACUUUGUCAAAUUGAAUCUUCAUCUAGAGAUUGUGGGUGCAAUAAUUAAAAGCAGAAUCCAGAUGAAAAGAGAACUGAAGUUAUAUGCACUACUCUCAGUGGGGAUUUGGGUCAUGUGCAUGGAGGUGAAGAUGCCAGCACCCCGUAUAAACAGCUAGACAAUGUUCCAUCAGUACCAAGGCUAUCUUAAUCAAGCCUGUUUCCAAAUGUUUGAAAAUUACCUUCACCUGUGAACUUUAUAUUGAGUAGUCCAAAUGAAGAUGCAAGAACUGUUGUAAAAAAUCACUAUAUUUUUGUAUUAGCUUUUUGGUCUGUCCUAGUAAUUUUUCCUUCAUUUUCA